Messenger RNA from Volvox carteri f. nagariensis, 597 nucleotides. RefSeq lists its product as uncharacterized. The transcript has a single exon. The coding region runs from base 1 to 597 and encodes 198 amino acids. The record is from RefSeq and is a predicted model, not a curated record. NCBI's taxonomy places the organism in Eukaryota, Viridiplantae, Chlorophyta, Chlorophyceae, Chlamydomonadales, Volvocaceae.
AUGUUGACGGCCGAGGCAUCAAUACAGUGGCCUGAGACGCCCACACCACAAGGGCAGAUAUCGCCUGCGGCUAUCAGUAGAGGCUCCGCGCCUGAGACCAUUGAUUCACCUGUGGGAAGCAGCGGAGAGUUCAGUGAUGGUGAUUCAACAACCCGUGGGAACAUGGACAUGGAACACAUCAUCGACAUCCUUGUACGGCAAGCACUUAGGUCAGACGAGAUUCCGUCGGAAAGUGCCUCCAGCGGUGAAUGGGCUGCGGAUGCAUGGAGUACCGACAGCGUCACCAGUUCUGGCACUGAAGAGGCUUGGGCAAAUGUCUGGCCUGGAGAUGUGUCUGAGUACGACAACGACUCGCACUCUGGUCCUGGACCGCCAAUAUCGACCCCUGCGGAUCCGUUCCGUUCUUUUCCUGAAACUAUUCCUGUCUUGAGCUCUCAAGAGCUCCUGUUACCACGACUGCUAACUGAGGAGCGUAUUUCUGUUACCCACAACCAUGCUGCAGCAGCACAGUUUGAUGCGAAUAUGCCAGCUGCCCUUGCCCCAGAGGCUUGGAUCAUGACGGACAUUUGGAGGAGGCUCAUUUUCGCGUGUUGGUAG